Messenger RNA from Ricinus communis (castor bean), 2161 nucleotides. Its product is annotated as cell division control protein 48 homolog D. Gene Ontology annotation, molecular function: proteasome-activating activity; ATP binding; ATP hydrolysis activity. The coding region runs from base 154 to 1917 and encodes 587 amino acids. Gene Ontology annotation, biological process: proteasome-mediated ubiquitin-dependent protein catabolic process. The transcript is spliced from 14 exons. Gene Ontology annotation, cellular component: proteasome regulatory particle, base subcomplex. Lineage: Eukaryota; Viridiplantae; Streptophyta; Magnoliopsida; Malpighiales; Euphorbiaceae. The record is from RefSeq and is a predicted model, not a curated record.
CUAAGUCCUAACAAUUUCUUUUUUCUAAUAUAAAAUCUGGCAUGCCCUUAAUAAGUUAAGAAGACGCAUACUUUUAGCCACAGUCCAGAUGCGACGCAGCUUACACAGCGUUAGACCGACGCUAAAAAUCACAUUAUUGUAGACAGAUUAGCAAUGGCGAGUUUGGGGCGACUAUUGAGAAGACGUCCUUCAUGGAGCCGAUUUUCCUGUCCCAAAACCCUAAAACCGUCUCCGAACCACUUCCUUCGCCCUCUCCAUCACCUCCAUAUUUGUUCCCCUGCAUCAGAAAUUCAGCUCUCUACUAUUGAUGGCCCUUACUACUCUAUACUUCCAGCUGUUUUUGCCGGUUUCCUUGGACUUGGAAUGUUUCAAGUAGCCUAUGCUGACUCUGAUCAGGCUGCUGCUAAACCUUCACUGCCUUCAGAAUCUCCUUCAAGUUACAAGGAUUUAGAGGAGAUUGCCACAAAAGAAAGACAGCGAAUUGAAGGGUUACUCAAGUUGAGAGGAAUAAAAAAUGGUUCUUACCCCCGCUUCAUGGUUGCUGUCAAGGGUCAAAAGGUCACAAUCAAAUUUCAAAUACCUCCUGCAUGUGAUGCUCUUCACUUGAUUGCCAACCUGGUUUCAAAUCUUGGAUUGAAGGUUGACGAGCGCGCUGGUGGUUCAGAUAUGCUAUUACGUGCUUGGGACAGUGCAGUUGCCUGGCAACUAACACUUAGUUCUCCAGAAAAGCAUAAGGAAGCUGGUGUUGACAAAGGGCAGUUUGUAGAUAUGAAUACAGCUGAGGGAGAUCUAUGCAUUUUCUUGUUUCGUUCACUCAUUAGCACAGAUAAAGCAGAAAUUGAGUUUAUAAAGGGUGGGAGCUUAAGCACCACAGAACUUGAUGCUCUGGUGUCUGUUUUACAAUUGGCUGGUGACAGAUUAAAGAGCUUGCAAAGAAUUCCAGGAGAAGGUGCUGCUCGGAUGCCGUCUGCAGACAAAUCAGUUGCCACUCUGGAGUCCAUGGGAGUAAGAAUAUAUGGACUUAAUGAACCACAUAUAAAUUCUUCAAAAGGUGAAAUAUCUUGGAACAAUAUUGCUGGGUAUGAUCAGCAAAAACAAGAAAUAGAAGAUACAAUCUUGUUGGCUCUGCAUAGUCCUGAAGUAUAUGACAAUAUUGCUCGUGGAACACGGCGGAAGUUCGAGUCAAAUAGACCUCGAGCUGUGCUUUUUGAAGGUCCACCAGGCACAGGGAAGACAUCUUGUGCUCGUGUUAUUGCUACUCAAGCGGGUGUACCAUUGCUAUAUGUGCCACUGGAGGUGGUCAUGUCCAAGUACUAUGGGGAAAGUGAAAAAUUGCUAGGAAAAGUUUUUGCUCUUGCUAAUGAGCUUCCUAAUGGUGCUAUCAUAUUCCUAGAUGAGGUUGAUUCUUUUGCUGUUGCUCGUGAUAAUGAAAUGCAUGAAGCUACACGCAGAAUUUUAUCAGUUUUACUGCGACAGAUUGAUGGAUUUGAACAGGACAAGAAAGUGGUUGUUAUUGCUGCAACAAAUAGAAAACAGGACCUUGAUCCUGCUUUGAUCAGCCGGUUUGAUUCAAUGAUUACUUUUGGUCUGCCCGAUGAGCAGAACCGCCAGGAAAUUGUUGCCCAGUAUGCAAAGCAUCUUAAGAGAUCUGAUAUAGAGGAAUUGGCCAAAGUCACUGACCAAAUGUCAGGAAGGGAUAUUAAAGAUGUGUGUCAGCAAGCAGAACGGUCAUGGGCAUCAAAGAUAAUUCGAGGAAAAGCAGAUAGAGAUGGAGAACAAGGAAAUCUUCCAACUUUGUCAGAAUAUAUUGAGAGUGCUUUGAUUCGGCGGCAGGCUCUACUUAGCAUUGCAGACCAAAGAAGUGGAGGUUUUAAUCCAAGCAGAAGCAGAAGCGGAAGUCGAUUAGAUUUAUGUUAAAAGAGUAGGUGGAGAUGCCAUGAUACAGGAUGCACUCAAAAUUAUACGGAUACGUUGCUUUGAUCGGAAACCAAUUAAGAGUUGAUGCUAUCUGUGCUCCAAAGUUAAAGUUAAAUAUUAAUCUCUUCUCUUUAAGACUAAAUUAUAAAAGCCAAUACGAUGUUCUUAUGUCUUUUGUUCCGAAUUAUAUUCUACAGGACAGGCUUUGCUUUUAAUAAACUUUUGAAGUUUAAUUUUCAUAAAA